AUGGCGGAAAACUCGGCAAGCGUAGCUAAAAUGGCUAGGCUUUUGGCCAUUAGUCAAAUUCUUAUUGGAUUUUUACUGUUUAGUUUCGGCAUUGCCGAUCGACUUGUCCCUGGAAGCUUUACUGGCUACGUGUAUUCUGGAGUUUGGAUCGGAAUAUGGGUAAGCAAAAUCAUUUUCCUGCUUAUUAUAAAGGGAUAAUAUUACUUUUAUGUUGAAUAAGUUUAGAAAACGUCUGAUACAGACGCCUUUUGAUACACGCUUUUUUGUUUAUAGGAACCAAUUUCGCUAUCAUGAUCGUCCGGAUCGUCCCGAUCGCCCCAGUCGUUUCAAAAAACUUCGACAAGAUCCGGAUGACUGGGACGAUUGAUGGUCUCGAUCGCCUCAACGACAAGAGACGCGGGAUCGUCAGCGAUGUUUCUGGGUCAGACAUUAGAAUUUUUGCGCGUGUUUCGCAAACAAGCCAAACAUAAUGAUGCAUUUAAUCGGAGAGCGAACGUCGGGCCUUGCGAUGUGCUUUUUAAUUUCUCUUGAUUUUGCGGCGUCGAGAAGCUACAAGAGUUCCACGAGGACAUAUAGUAUCAUAUAGUAGAUAGCUGGAUUUUUGAAAACCGGGUUAGCAAAAAUAUCAUCUCAUUCUACUACUUGGCAAUUUAAAACAAUAAAACUCAUUCAAAGGCCGAUUAAAAGCGUUUAUCUGACGCCGGGCACUAACUUAAUGGUCGAUCCCUAGAAGCAUUCAAACGACUCCAAAUUUAAAAUGACGCAAAUUUAGAACAUUUAUUCGGUAAACUGACUUCGCAGAGUUUCAAACCGGUGUCAUUUCAGUUUAAAAAAUUUUUAAGUUGAGUGAACUGCAGCGAAAGAGUGCCUGGUAAAAGGCUUACAUAACAACUUAAAUAGUUAGCAAAACACUAGUUUUUUCGCGGUUCGAUAAACAACAGGAUUCCGCAUGGAAUAGACAAUAAACUGAAUGAAACGUAGUGGACAAAUUAUCGCUUUCUUAUCUGCAAAAAUCGGCCUAUGGUUCAAUGCCAUUAGAGCCCGCUGAAACUAGACCUAGAUACAAUUUUCCUGAGUCGAGAGUCGCUUUUCCAAGGUACAAUCAGCUAAGCUAAACACCCACGAAAGAAUAUUAAUGGCUGGCACAGAAUAUUUUCGCCAAACCGCAGUUCAACCACGCGAUCACAUACCUGUCAACACCAUGCGGAAAUCGCACGACCACACACUUUCGCGGCACUGAUAAGACUACCCACAACCACGCAUAAUCUUCUCACGUUUAUCAUAAGCGAAAUAUCAUCGAAUAACUCGGAAAAACGCAGCCUAUUGCCAGAUAAACACCUCUGGACUUUUCUUUAAUACUCGUCUUAUUAAAAUUCCCGGAUGUAGGGUCACACGGCCGGCGGAUCACCUUAGCAUGGAAUCAUGAAUCAUGAAUCGUGAAAGUUACAAAACAUAUAAGAAUCAUGAAGCUCUAUUCUUUUAAAAACUUGGGAAUCAUGAAUCAUUGUACUUCGGUUCGGGAAUCAAGAUUAAUUGUAACGAUACUCUUCCAGCUCCGAUUCAGGGAUAGCCUUCGAUCGUCCCGUUCGUCUCAGUCGUCUGAGAGCGUUUCCAUAUGCAUGAUCGCUUCAAAAUUUACACGAUCGUCCCGAUCGACCGGAUAGAUCGAGGUCGUCUUAGACCCUGUUUACAUGGAGUGGGGGACCCCGGUCUAGUGGGGUAGGUUUCUUUUGUUUUGUGUCCUCCAGAGCGUGAAAACAAAAGAAACCAACCCCACUAGACCGGGGUCCCCCACUCAAUGUAAACAGGCGCUUAGUCGUCCUGCCGGGUCGUUUGUGAUCGGUGUCCGGGUAGUGUUUCCAUAUGAUUGUCCCGAUCGUCUGAACAUUAUUUCAGACGAACAUAUGGAAACAAGCCUUUUUAGGAACAAUAUUUAUAAGAACAACGAGGUUAAAAUUUGCCCAAAAAUUAGGAACCACAUAAGAAGCAAAUGUAUUUUUUCAUUGACAAAGCAAAAUUCAUGAAUUCAUGGCUCAUCGGCUACAAAUGCAUUGCACGUUUUUGUUGGGAAACACACCGAGCGAACAGAUGAAAAAAACGGUAAAACUUUGAGUAUUUGUCUCUAGCAUUUACCCGAUGCACAACUGAUAUUUGUAUCACUGCAAAUAAAAAAAGUUCCAAAUCAUACCAUUGGACAAAUAACAACUUUAGCAAAACAAAAUUAAUACGAAUUGAAAUUAUCUUUCUAGACUUUUCGAAAGGAAGUCGAAACAAAAAACCCCUCUCGUAGUCUAUACUUACAAGAACAAUUUAAUAACAGUGAGGCGAGAUUUCUGCUAAAAGUUAAGAACAAUUUUACUUGUUCUUGUUAAAACAGGUUCCUUGGUUACUUUGGUUUUGUUCUGUUUGCUCUUGGAGGUUAUUUGCUGGGUUCAUUGAGUUAAAAACUUAAUCUGAACAGUCGCAGAUCCCAAUCUUCCAGUUUUAAACCUCCCCCCCGCCCCCCAAUGAUGUUUUUUGAGUUUUUUCGUAGAUGGUAAUACAUCAACACCUGACGUUUUCAGUAGUUGUUCGUUGAUCCCCUCGCAUGCAUUUCGAGACAAGUUUAAAGAUUGUCAGUUACUAUGGUUACGAGAUAUGACGUCAUGAAUAGAAGAAUGCAUGUUUUCUCAACUUCUUUCAACAAUAAAAGUAAAGGUCCAAUUUAUUUAUAAAUUAGGUUUUACCAUGUAUAAACCUUUCGUUGUUAUUUCGUCUGCCACAGAUGUGCAUUACAGGAGCUCUCGGAAUCCCUGGAAGUGGUAGAGAAAGGACUAAUACCCGCAAUUCUUUUGUAAGUAAGACGUUACUUGGCUUUAUUGUUCCCUAACGGUCUUAAUAUGAUUUUGACCAUUCCUUUUAACUUACAGUUUCCUAGUGGAAUUUUAUAUUGUUCCUUUUCAUUUAUAUAGAGGAUAUUACACGGUGGAGGGAAGAUAUGAAUUUUAUUUUCGAGUGGCAAAACAAUAUUUUACAAACGAGCGCAGCGAGUGAGUAAAAUAUUGUUUUACCACGAGAAAAUAAAAUUCCUAUCUUCAAGCCGCCGUGUAAAGUUCUUUUUAUUAUAUAGACAAAAAGACAUCGAUAAAAUAAUAGAGGGAAAUUACCGAAAUUACGUAAUCGAUAAACUCACGUGUGAGAUUAUGGAAAAUAAACCACUUGUGUCCUGGAUGUACUUUUUAUGAAUUUUACGAGUGGUAUAUUUUCCAGUAAAACACUCGUGUCUAUAUAAUAAUUUUUUUUUUCAGGCCGGCGUUUUUAUGGGUUUCUCUAUCACAUCCGCCGUGUUUGGUGGAAUAAUCAUCCUUUUUUACAGGAUUGGCAUCUCUCAGAUCACGUCGAGCGACCCGGAGUUUUACUUUGAUGACGUCGAGUCCUACAAUGAGUACUACCAAGGAAAGAUGGCUAUUCUGGCCAUCAUGCUUAUGAUGGGUAUCGCUACGUUUGGGAUUGGAAUCUGGGCAGCGAUAUGCACCUGUUUGUUGAAACCCUGCUGCGAACAGCAACCGCAGGUAGAGUAGCCAAAACUCAAAGCUUAUCACGCCCUUCUAAAGCUGCACUUUCACUUGGUCUGGGACUUUAAAGUACUUUAAAAUACACUGGCACUCAAAACGGUCCCCAGUAGGUUUCUCGGGACCCGGGAUUUCCUUUAUUUGAAGCUCGAGACUCGAAAUUCGGGUUUGAAAGUAUCAUUUGGGUGAUGAAAUGCCAAAAAUAACCCUCGGGAUUACGGGAUUGAAGAACCCAAUUGCGGACCCUGACUCAAACCGCUGGGAGUCAGCUUUGACAAAACGUCUUUGAACUGAUAUUGUCGUGAGAUAAUUGUGGAAUGUAAAUGUUCAAAAUCAUUUUUACGCUGCUCAAUAAAACGAAUAGAUAUGCUAAGAGGAAGGAAGAGUGAAACAAAAUAGUUUUAGUACUAUAAAGGAGAAGUCACCACACAAAUGGAUAACAAACGACAUCUAAUUGAAAUUAAGCUCUAAAAUGAGACACAGAAAUUAAUAGCAUCUCCUUUCUGGAGGUUUCAGUGUAGUCCACUAUUACCCCCUGGAAAAUGUAUGAAGCAACUAUCACUCUAAAUUUGUGGUAAACCUACAGUAAUUUAUAUACUUCAAAUACUAACAGCGGAGGGAUAUGUUGUCCCCCAGUUCCCUGCAGGUGUACCUGUAGCUAUUCCAAUGCAACCAGGUAUCCCUGGAGCUGCACCACAGGGUUCCCAACAACCAGUGGUCCUGGUGCCUGUUUCUGGUACAUCACCAGGUCAGCAUGUGAUGGCCCAAGCUACCUCGUCUGAAGGGAUG
Molecule: messenger RNA, 4340 nt
Organism: Porites evermanni
Lineage: Eukaryota; Metazoa; Cnidaria; Anthozoa; Scleractinia; Poritidae
Source: the annotation of a GenBank genome assembly